Molecule: messenger RNA, 882 nt
Organism: Bipolaris sorokiniana ND90Pr
Lineage: Eukaryota; Fungi; Ascomycota; Dothideomycetes; Pleosporales; Pleosporaceae
Exons: 5
Coding region: 1-882 (293 amino acids)
Source: RefSeq, a predicted model, not a curated record
AUGGCCGCGUGGAGCAGUGAAGCUGAGCUGUCGUCUUACACUAUUACAAGUUCUAGAUACAUCCUGGACAAGCCCAAACCCAACAGAAAGAAAAGCAAAGACUCGGCAGCUUUCCCGGUACACGUGUCCAAAGCGGGAGGCGGGCUCGAUGCAUACAUCGACACAGGAUUCAAAACCUACCCUUUCAGCGAAACGCCCCAGGUUUCAAAGGGUAUUAACCGGGCUACAACCAUGGACUUUGCUUUCAGGUCAAAGAUUAUUGUUCUCCAGCUUCAUGCGGAUAUUAUUCGAACCGGGAAGUCACUUAAGUGGAACGGCGAUCCUAAGAUUAUCAAAGGUAAAAAGGAUAUUUCUGGGAACAAGAUUGUUCUCCAGCGAGGCGAUAUCAUCCGGAACAACUUACUAAAGAUCAAAAAGUCCCAAGUCCUGGGGAAAUAUCCAAAGGACCUGGAAAUAGCCUUGAGGGAACGCCGAAAGACUACGUCAAGGGAAGACAGUACUCCAACACCAGAAAGCGACGCCGCCACGCUAGCAAGAAAGAAGGCCAAAUGGGGUGAGACCGAAAGACCGCACAACGAGCAGAGUACCCCAGGAGAACUCGGGCUCAAGUUACUCCCUCCAGUCAAGCAGCAAGCACCACCCACGAGAGAAUCGCUCCAGAAACCCCCAGUUCAGUCGUCACUGAACAAGAGAAAGAUUCAAAAAUAUUCUCUAACUCAAGAAGAGCGGCUCAAAGCCAGGAGAAACCCCAAACUCAGCGGCGUCACCACCAAAGCCCAUUCCCCCCCAGCCAACCACACAACCCAAGCCCGUUCCUUCCAAGCCGACGGCGUCCAACCCCGUGGAUCAGCCUGUCGGCCAGACCGACAGCAUUCCGCUUGA